Boleophthalmus pectinirostris (great blue-spotted mudskipper) is the source of this 1059-nucleotide messenger RNA. Its product is annotated as rhodopsin. Lineage: Eukaryota; Metazoa; Chordata; Actinopteri; Gobiiformes; Gobiidae. The transcript has a single exon. Gene Ontology annotation, molecular function: G protein-coupled receptor activity. Gene Ontology annotation, biological process: visual perception; phototransduction; G protein-coupled receptor signaling pathway. Gene Ontology annotation, cellular component: membrane; photoreceptor outer segment. The coding region runs from base 1 to 1059 and encodes 352 amino acids. The record is from RefSeq and is a predicted model, not a curated record.
AUGAACGGCACGGAGGGACCCUACUUCUAUGUCCCUAUGCUCAACACCACCGGCAUCGUCCGCAGCCCUUAUGAAUACCCUCAGUACUACCUAGUGAACCCUGCAGCCUAUGCUGCUCUGGGGGCCUACAUGUUCUUUCUUAUCCUGGCAGGCUUCCCUAUCAACUUCCUCACACUCUAUGUCACCAUCGAACACAAGAAGCUGCGGACCCCUCUAAACUAUAUCCUGCUCAACCUGGCGGUAGCUGACCUCUUCAUGGUGUUUGGAGGAUUCACCACAACUAUGUAUACCUCAAUGCAUGGCUACUUCGUUCUUGGACGCCUUGGCUGCAACCUGGAGGGUUUCUUUGCCACCCUGGGUGGUGAGAUUGGCCUGUGGUCCCUAGUGGUCCUGGCUAUUGAGAGGUGGGUGGUUGUCUGCAAACCCAUCAGCAACUUCCGCUUUGGGGAGAACCAUGCCAUCAUGGGUGUGGCCUUCAGUUGGAUCAUGGCUUCUUCCUGUGCUGUGCCCCCCCUGGUGGGCUGGUCCCGAUAUAUCCCUGAGGGCAUGCAGUGCUCAUGUGGGGUUGACUACUACACUCGCGCUGAGGGCUUCAACAAUGAGUCCUUUGUGAUCUACAUGUUCAUCGUUCACUUCAGUAUCCCUCUGAUUGUGAUUUUCUUCUGCUAUGGCCGCCUGCUGUGUGCCGUCAAAGAGGCCGCCGCUGCCCAGCAGGAGUCUGAGACCACCCAGAGAGCAGAGCGUGAGGUCACCCGCAUGGUCGUCAUCAUGGUCAUUGCCUUCCUAGUGUCUUGGCUGCCAUACGCUAGUGUGGCCUGGUAUAUCUUCACACACCAGGGCUCUGAGUUCGGGCCCCUCUUUAUGACCGUGCCCGCCUUCUUUGCCAAGAGCUCCGCCAUCUACAACCCUCUGAUCUACAUCUUCAUGAACAAGCAGUUCCGCCACUGCAUGAUCACCACAUUGUGCUGUGGAAAGAACCCCUUCGAGGAAGAGGAGGGUGCCUCCACCACCAAGACCGAGGCUUCUUCAGUCUCCUCCAGCUCCGUGUCUCCAGCGUAA